CACUUCAAAUAUUAAUUCAGUUAUAUAUUGACUUAGACUUGAGGUUGAGAGGACUGUCGAGGGUGUCUAGUCUACAAAAUGAUAGGCAGGCAAUCUGAGUAGUCAUGAUGAUGCAGAGAUAUAAUAUCCAGUUGUUUCAGAUCUAAAUCUUCAAAGUCUAGAAAUAAUGGAGGUGCUUCAAUUGAUAUCUUUAGAUCAAGUCCACCCUCAUGAUCUCAUCUUCUGUGAGAAGCAAGUCAUACAUCUAAACGGCCGUGAAGAAAUCUUUUGCUGUGCGUGCUCGGAAUCGCUAUGGGAUACUAGUUUCUACUAUUGCAGUGAGUGUUAUUUCUUUCUUCAUACUACUUGUUCAGAGUUACCCCCUAUGAUAAAACACCCCUGGCACCAUCAACACCCUCUAAUUCUUCACCCGAAUUCACCAUACGGUCCUACUCGAUCUAUCUGUGAUAUGUGUGAUCUACAAAUUACCAACUUCCUUUACAACUGCUCCGAUUGCCAAUUUGACAUUGAUAUUGAUUGCGCUAUGGUUGCUCGAUGCUUCAUUCAACCUGAACGUCACGAGCAUCAUUUCACUAAGUGGAGUAGGUCAGAUCCAUUUACAUGCGAUUUCUGUGGCACAUAUAGUGAUUGGUCUGAAUACUUUAGAGAACGAGAUUGCUUUCCUAGGAUUUGCACUAAUUGUCAUGUUGUAGUUCACAGUAAAUGUAUGUCACUGCCAUUCACAGUCCAUUUACCACAACAUGAUCACCCCCUCAUCCACAUUUAUUUCAUUCCUGGAAGUCAAUCUGUUGCUUUAAUUUGUGAAAUUUGUCGUCGAGAAGUCAAUAGAAAAUUUGGAUGUUAUUCUUGUCAAAAUUGUCCAUGUUUUGUCCAUGUCAACUGUGCAAUGGACAAUGUACAAAAAGUGGGACAAGAGUUCUUCUGGGGCGAAGGAAUUGAGGGAGCAGAGGACCAAUUACUUGAACAAGAGAUUGAGCAUUUUUGUCAUCCUCAUCAUAAAUUAUUUCUGAUACUACAUCCUGAUAAUGAUCGUGAGAUUGAAACAAAAUGCGAUGGUUGCAUGAAUCUCAUCUCUUUUCCCUUUUACAAGUGUCUAGAAUGUGAUUUUUCUCUCCACGUCAACUGUUCUAAAUUACCAAAACAAAUCAAUCACCCACUUCACAAACAACACCCCCUAACCCUUAUUCUAAGCAAUAACAAAUUCGCUUUUCGUUGUUUGGCUUGCCGGAAAUGGUGUCAUGGCUUCUGCUAUUACUGUCGAACUUGUAGGACUCGGAGUUCCAUAAUUGAUGUCCGAUGUGCUUUAGUCAAUCCUUUUGAAUUCUACCAUGAUAGUCAUAAGCACCUCCUCAGUGUAUUUACUGAAGCCAAUAACUAUUCAAAAUGUACUUCUUGCGGCAAGGAAGACGAUUGCUACUUGCUCCGAUGCAAAGAACAAUGUCCCUUCGCAUUGGACUAUGGAUGUGCCACACUACCACGUACAGUCAAAUAUGAGUACGAUGAUCAUUAUCUUGUCCUCUCAUACCAAGGAGAUGGUAAUUCUAAUCUCCAUGAUGAUUCAAAUGGGUAUCCUUAUUGUGAUAUUUGUCAAAAAGAUAGAGAUCCUGAUCUUUGGUUUUACGGUUGUCCUAAUUAUUUAGAGUGUCCGAAUUAUAUUCAUCCCGAUUGUGUUCAUGGUGACUACCCGUACCUCAAGCUAGGAACCAGUAUCAAGGAUCCCUAUUUGCACGAACACGAGCUCUUUUUCAUCGUAAGGGACAAAGACUUCCUUCCAUGCUUCCUGUGCAGCAAGAAUGAUCAAAAGAUAUCUGUUGAAUGUUACCAGGAAUACUGCAAUCUUAGCGUUCAUUUGGAUUGCUACUAUGAGGACGAUGAUGAUUGCCACUAUGAUGAUGAUGGCGAUCAUGAUGAUGACGAUCAUGAUGAUGAUUGUGCCUUCUUGGAAAACGGUUAUUCUUAAGAUCAGGUGGGAGUCCGUAAAAUACUCGGGAUGACCUCGUAAGGAUCACCCCAUGUAUUGAGGAACUGGUGUCGAUCUUCAAAGAAUUGAGUCAGAAGCAUGGGUGCCGAUAGUCCUUCCGUGAUCCAUUGUGCAAAUUCAUGAGCUAAGUUUUCUUGUAAAUUCGAUAUCAUUUCUAUUGAAAUACUUGUGUACCAAACAUAAUUUCAAUGCAUGGACUAGAGAUUUUUAAUAAA
Messenger RNA from Tripterygium wilfordii, 2196 nucleotides. RefSeq lists its product as uncharacterized. NCBI's taxonomy places the organism in Eukaryota, Viridiplantae, Streptophyta, Magnoliopsida, Celastrales, Celastraceae. The transcript has a single exon. Bases 167 to 1960 code for a protein of 597 amino acids. The record is from RefSeq and is a predicted model, not a curated record.